Molecule: messenger RNA, 966 nt
Organism: Drosophila ananassae
Lineage: Eukaryota; Metazoa; Arthropoda; Insecta; Diptera; Drosophilidae
Gene: Grl65a
Exons: 2
Coding region: 1-966 (321 amino acids)
Source: RefSeq, a predicted model, not a curated record
AUGAAGCCAGUGAACUUCCUAAACCGCUGCACUCGGCUCUUGUUAGGGGUCAUUAUAAUGGUAACCCAAGUCUGCGGGAUCACGCGGUUCUACUACGACUCCUGGAAAGGGCGCUUUCGGAUAUCCGCGACCCUGAAUAUAUACUCAUAUUUAAUAAUUAUCUUAUUAUCGAGUCUGUGGCUUGCAUUUGGUGUUAACUCCUUGAUUCGAAACCAGCCGGCAAAAGAUUUGUUCUUUUCCAUUAUUAUUCUAUUGUGGUGGUACAUGGUAGUGUUGGAUUGUAGAGGAAUUGUGCGGCAAAUGAACAAAAUACUGCACGUGCAACAUAAAUUGUCGGCAUUGGCACGAAGCCCAAAUGUUUUCCGGAUAAGAGAUCUCAUGUUUUUAAUCUUUGCAAUUCAAAAUGCAAUACGAUCCCUUUGUCUACAACGAAAUGUGCUAAGUUAUCUUGCACAUGGGUUCAUUAUCUUUCAGUUUACUUUGCACGGAAUAGCUGUGACUUAUCAGCUGCAGGUUACCAUCAAUAUAUGUCUAUAUGUGGUGUUGAUCGCCUCUUACAAUCAAUUACAUCGGUGCACGAAGAGGAUAUCGAAGGACGUUCUUAGACUUAGAAAUUCCCAAGUGCUGGAAAUCGGCCAAGUUUUGACUCUUGUAGAACAACUUAAGAAAUCUACUAAGGAAGUUAUUCGAUUGAGGUUGAAGCUACAUGGAAUCACCACGAAGCUCAUGAAAAUUUUUGAAUUCCAUUGGCUAUGCUUAUUGAUUUAUGGGUUCCUUCAAUUCGGAAUAUUUGAUCGCGUAACCCAGAACAUAUACUACGUUAUUGCUAUGUGUACUUUGUAUUUAACGUACAACUUUACACUCCUGAAGGUCCUGACCUUUGAAUCGCGGACCUCUAGAAGUUUUUCCCACUUUCAUUUGACUAACUACCACCAUGGAUUUGAUGCAACAGUGAGUAGAGAUUGA